AUGGGCAAAGCCAUCUCCCUACUCCGGCCACCGCAACCACCACGAGAGAACGAGAGGGAUAUGGUGAUGGAGCUGCGGAAGCGCCCGAGGCCGCCGCGCGUCGACCCGGACUUCGUCUCGUCCCCGCCGCUGAGGAAGCGGGUGCGGAAGCAGGCAGCGGCGAGGAAGCCGCGGGAGGCUGCGGGGGCGGCGAAGAGGCAGCCACCGCGGAAGAGGCCGAGGUGCGCGUGCAUGGGGAUCGGGAACCCCGCCGCGGGGCUUCAUCCUGCGACGUGUGGCCGGCAGGCGCCGCCGCGCAUGUCGACGCGCGUCUUGUUCCGCCCUCGCCAUCCCUUCAACUGGUACGAGCCGGACAUGUGGACGGAGGUGGCCAAGCACCUGUGCGGCUGCGACCUGCUGCGCCUAUCCCGCACCUGCCGCUGGUUCCGCCGCCUCCUGGCCGACGACUCCAUCUGGCGCUACGCCUUCUUCCGCGACCUCAACCUCCCCGCCGCCAACCUGCACGCUCCUCUCCCGCUCCACCGCUCCUGGCGCUCCGUCUACUUCGCCGCCUUCGAUGGCUCCCACGCGUACUGCUGCAACCAGAGCGACAAGCACCUCAGUUCAUUGCGCGUCGGGGCAUUCCUGCUUGACUUGCCGAAAGUGCUGCUGACGGGGAAGCUGCCGUUGCCGUGGUGGCUGCUGCUGGAUGCUGACGGCGUGCAGCUCUCCAUCGAGGUGAUGGGCGCCUGCGUGCUCAACAACGCCCGCCCCGGAGUCUGGAUCGCCGACAUGCAUGUGAUGCGAUGCCCCGUGUGCAGCCUCAACAGCUGCCGAGGGACGAUGCAGGUUUUGGACGCACGGCACUCUGAGCUGUUCCUGGAGGAGGCGUACUGGGAUGGGACCAUGGAGUACGAGGACCUCGGCGAGCACAUCCUUGACGAGGAGGCGACCGCCGCCUUCUGCGCCGUCGUCAACCACAAUCACCUCUCCUCCCCAUCCGCUGCCUUUGUUCUCAGCCCCAAGUCCUGGAUCGGGAAGCGCGACGACCCGCUGACCAAGAAGUGUGCCACCACAUACGCUGCUGCCAUCAACACCAACCUCCAGCACAACGGGGGUACGCACUCGAGCUGAACCCGGCAUUCCUGGCUCGAGUCACAGCAGCAGUUCUGACAUGAUGUGCGUGUCGGUGAUUGCUGACAGGUUUGCUGU
Molecule: messenger RNA, 1191 nt
Organism: Phragmites australis (common reed)
Lineage: Eukaryota; Viridiplantae; Streptophyta; Magnoliopsida; Poales; Poaceae
Product: probable F-box protein At5g36000
Exons: 7
Coding region: 1-1113 (370 amino acids)
Biological process (GO): reproductive system development
Cellular component (GO): nucleus
Molecular function (GO): protein binding
Source: RefSeq, a predicted model, not a curated record